Messenger RNA from Brassica rapa (field mustard), 1228 nucleotides. RefSeq lists its product as uncharacterized. The record is from RefSeq and is a predicted model, not a curated record. NCBI's taxonomy places the organism in Eukaryota, Viridiplantae, Streptophyta, Magnoliopsida, Brassicales, Brassicaceae.
UUUUUUUGUUUUAUAUUAAUUGUUGUUUUAGAAUUUAAAAUUUAUUUCAUUUUCCAUGUUUUUUAUUCUUUUAAUGAAUUUAUUUGAUUUUUUUUGUUUAAAUAAUGAAUUCAUUUGAUUAUUUUCUGGUUUUACAUCUAUUCUUUUAACUCGUUAAUUAAUAUUAUUAAAUAAAACAGUAUAUUAAUUGUAUGAGUCUGUAUUAUUGAUGACAAAAAAAACAGUAUAUUAAUUAGGAUAAAACAAAAAAUGAGAUGAUUUUUUCAGAUUUGUGUGAAGAACCUAAAACCAUAUAUAAAAUGAAACUGAGUGAGUAUAUUUUUUUGUUUUGCCAAAAGCAGAACGUGAACUUUUAUCUUUUUAUUGAAUUUAUACUAGUUGGGAAGUUAGAUUAAAGUCCCACCUACAUAAGUGUAUUUGAUUUGACGAGUGACUUUGUUUAUUUCAGCCCCCAAAAAAAGCGGAGCCGACAUUAAAAGCAUAGUAUAAAUACGUCAAAAGUUGUAGAAAGCCAAAACCAAAAGACAUUUAAAGCAACAACGUGAAGCACUUGAAACGAGCAUUUGACAUAUAUCCAUACGAAAACGUUAUCAAGUAUUUUGCGACGGCGUUUUCGGCGGCGGCUGAGUGUUUUAGUGUUUACAAGUUAACCAAACUAAACCUCUCCAUCUACCCUUUUAUAUUCCCCACACACAAGAAACUUAAUAUCUCAAGAUGAGCAGAAAAAACGUCAGCGGCAGCGUUGGCGUUUGGCAGAGCAAUAACGGCUACUAUGGAUAUGGCUAUGGAGGAGGAUACAUGGAGAAGAGACAGCUGUUCCUCAAGAGCUACCAGUUCUCUAGAAAACAAAGCUUAACGGAGAAGAUUAAGAGGUCUGUGAGGAGAGUGGUGAAGAAAGUUGUCUGGAUGAGGUUGAAAUCCGCUCGGAGGAUGAAACGCGUCGUUUGGUCGCGUCUCAAAAUGGCGUUCUUCUACCGCCGUAGACGCUUCUUUCGUCUCCUUCACCCGAACAAACCCUCCUCUUAUUACUGCUUCUACUAAGUCUCUUCUCUUCUCUCACUCCGUUUCUUUGUUUUGUGUGUGCAUAGUUCGCUGCUUGCUUAAAAGUUUAAUUAUGUUGUUAAUUCACUAAAUGAUCUUGUUAUGGAUGCUGGUUAGGCUUGUGUUUAACUUUAUUGUGAUAAAAUCUUCGAUAUUAUUUCUUAGUUUCUGGAAAAGGGGUUAUCAA